AUGGUGUUGUCGGAGAGCGGUCUAAAAAGAAACAAUGGCCAAUUUGUUAACGAUACAUUCUACUGCCCAAUCUUGGGUUGUAAGUAUAACUUGCAUUUUGGUCAAUCUAUGAAAUCUUUUAAAACUCAAAAACUUCUCAAACAACACUGUAUCAAAGUGCAUUCCGACAAAAAAUACAAAUGUGAUAAUUGUGAAAAAGGGUUUCCUUUAGAGUCAACAUUAAAGUCACAUCGAAUAACAUGCGGAGUAAUAUAUUCUUGUUACUGUGGCAUUCAAUACAAAUCUCCAGAAGCGUUCCUCACUCAUACAAAACGAAAACAGCAUAAUAUUGGAUUAGGAUACUCUACUAUUAUGAAAUUUUUGAAGACAAGAAAAUUAUUGCCCAACACAGAAGACUUAAAAGAAUUGGAAUCUAGCAAAAGAUCUACCGAGACACAAACUGUAGCUGAUGUACAAACUUUAUCAGAUUCAUCAACUCAGACUACUUUUGAAAAUAAGGAUUGCAUGUUAAGAUACAAUGAUCCAAAACUCUCUUCUGCUACUUCUAGUCCUAUAAGACGGUUAUGUGCACAGACUCAAACCGAUCCUAUGGUUGACUCUAUUAAAAUUGAAUCAGAUCCAAUGUUUUUAGAUUCAGAAACACAAACCAAUUUUGACUUUUUAGACAUUUAUACUCAAACUGCCGAGUCUGAAUGUCUAUUUGGUGAUUUAGAAUUUACCAAUAUUCAGACACAGACUUAUUGUAGUUCUCUAUUUAAUGAUGAUUCCAUUGGAAUGAGAAAUGAUAAUUCUUUAAACACAAACAUGAUAUAA
Messenger RNA from Macrosiphum euphorbiae (potato aphid), 813 nucleotides. Lineage: Eukaryota; Metazoa; Arthropoda; Insecta; Hemiptera; Aphididae. The record is from the annotation of a GenBank genome assembly.